Molecule: messenger RNA, 2794 nt
Organism: Danio rerio (zebrafish)
Lineage: Eukaryota; Metazoa; Chordata; Actinopteri; Cypriniformes; Danionidae
Source: RefSeq, a predicted model, not a curated record
CCUCAACGGCGGUUUGUGCAUCUGAGCCACCAAGCGCCCCCUAUAGGAGAUAAUAGUUAACAUCUCAUAAUAACAGCUGAAGGUGGGGCGAACUGCGAGUUUCGCUGUGAAUAUUCAAAGCCGCCAGUCGCCCGUGACGCUCUUCAUGUGCUCGUUUCGGGUAGUUUUACAUUUUUUUUUCUAUCAUUCAGCGUCUCAAUACAAAUAAGCAGCAGAGACGAAUGUUUUCACACUGACUGACUGUCUGAGAGAAACUGCAGCGCGGACUUCACAGCGUGUUUCAUAAUUGUAGGUGCUGAAAUCAAACCUGCCAGUGAAUCCACACGCUGUAUUUUGUCAUACGGAGAAACCAGCAGGAUCCUUGCCAGGGAAAGAUAUCGGCUAUCAGCUGCCAUUAAUAGAGCCCCAUUAUUUGAAGACCACCCAGCCUGAAGACUAUUUCUCCUUCAUCUGCAGUGUUGCCAGAAUGUGAGACAGGAUGCAUACCAGUUUUAAGGACUCUGAUCAAAGCAUGCACUGAUCCGAGACGCUGGGCAAAAACAGGUAUCCAUGAAGACACACCGGGCAGGGGAUGGAAGUAGCAGAUCACUGCGGUAUACCUUACACACGAUGGCUGUGGUGGAUAUCUGAAUAAACCCUGAAAAGUGCUCCUGUUCGGCCUCUCAGUCUCUCCCCUCCAGCAUGGGCUGUGUUGUGGAUUUACCUUGGCGAGGGAUGUGGAUUCUUUCGGUGGUUUCUCUGUUGUCUGGCAGUAUGGCCAUUCACAUGGACUCGGUGGGCAGUCACAGCUUGUUCACCUGCGAGUCGAUCGGACUGCGGAUGUGCCAGGAUCUGCCCUACAAUAACACCUUCAUGCCAAACCUCCUCAACCACUAUGACCAGCAGACCGCCGCUCUGGCCAUGGAGCCCUUUCACCCCAUGGUGAACCUGCAGUGCUCUCCAGACCUCAGGCCGUUCCUGUGUGCGCUUUAUGCCCCGGUGUGUAUGGAGUACGGACGUGUAUCUCUGCCCUGCCGGAGCCUCUGUCACCACGCCAAGAGAGACUGCCAGAAGCUCAUGGAUAUGUUUGGGGUGACCUGGCCAGAGGAGAUGGAGUGCACCAGGUUCCCCGACUGUGAUGAGUCUUACCCUCGCGCUGAGGAUCUCCUGGUGAUUGAUGACCCCACUGACCAAUCCCCCAUGUCUGUCCAGCGAGACUAUGGUUUCUGGUGUCCCCGCGAACUCAAAAUGGAACCCGACCUCGGCUACACGUUUCUCGGCGUCCGCGACUGCUCUCCUCCCUGUCCCAACAUGUACUUCCGGCGCGAGGAGCUGACCUUCGCCCGCUACUUCAUCGGUGUGGUGUCAAUUGUCUGCCUGUCUGCCACGCUCUUCACCUUUCUCACCUUCCUCAUCGAUGUCACACGCUUUCGCUACCCGGAGCGGCCAAUCAUCUUCUACGCCGUCUGCUACAUGAUGGUUUCCCUGGUGUUUUUUCUCGGCUUUCUAUUGGAGGAUCGCGUGGCUUGCAAUUCCGCCAAUCCCGGACAAUACAAAACAUCCACUGUGACUCAAGGCUCGCAUAAUAAGGCCUGCACGCUGCUUUUCAUGGUGUUGUACUUCUUUACGAUGGCCGGAAGUGUGUGGUGGGUCAUUCUCACCAUCACUUGGUUUUUAGCGGCAGUUCCCAAAUGGGGCAGUGAAGCCAUCGAGAAGAAGGCUUUGCUUUUUCAUGCUAGUGCAUGGGGAAUUCCGGGCAUGCUAACCAUCGCGCUGCUGGCUCUGAAUAAAAUCGAGGGCGAUAACAUCAGUGGUGUGUGUUUUGUGGGUGUGUAUGACGUUCAGACGCUGCGCUGGUUUGUUCUGGCUCCGCUGUGUUUGGAUGUGCUGGUCGGGGUGUCUCUGCUUCUGGCCGGGAUCGUGGCGCUCAACAGAGUCCGCAUGGAGAUUCCUUUGGAGAAGGAGAACCAGGAGAAGCUGGUGAAGUUCAUGAUUCGGAUCGGUGUGUUCUCCGUGUUGUAUCUGGUGCCUCUGCUGACCGUGGUGGGGUGUUACCUGUAUGAACAGACGUACCGCUCUGUUUGGGAGACCACGUGGGUGCAGGAGCGCUGCAGAGAGUACCAUAUACCCUGCCCGUUCAAGGUGGAGCAGACCAGCAGGCCUGAUCUUGUGCUAUUCCUCAUCAAGUAUCUGAUGGUGUUGGUGGUGGGCAUCCCGUCAGUCUUCUGGGUGGGCAGUAAGAAGACCUGCUUCGAGUGGGCCGGUUUCUUCCACGGCCGCAGACGCAAAGACAGCGGUGCCGUGCACGAGAGCCGGCAGGUUCUGCAGGAUCCCGACUUCGCUCAGUCUCUCCUGCGGGACCCCAACACCCCCAUCGUCCGCAAGUCUCGCGGGACGUCCACCCAGGGCACCUCCACACACGCCUCCUCCACACACCUCGCCAUGCUGGACGACGUGCGCAGUAAAGCCAGCAGCGUUCACAGCAAGAGCAGCUUCCACAGCAGCCUGCAGCGCUCCAGAGACGAGAGGUUCACCUCAUCCACCCACAGAGGCCUGGAGGAGCGUCCGGCGUACGGGAGUCUGCCCAGACUCACCGAUCAGCAGCCGUCCCGCCACAGCAGCACUCCAGAGCUGAGCCACACGCCAGCCGUCAGCGAGAGCCAACAGGAGGAGCAGGAGCAGCCGGAGAACGGGACCAGUGCGUAACACACACACCUGCGGCUCACACUUUUAACAGCAGAGGAGAAAUUUUUGCAGGAGUAGAAAACAUGUCUUUCAGGAACAUCAGUAAAAUCGUAGACUUUUAACCGGUCAG